This is a messenger RNA of Echinococcus granulosus, 1902 nucleotides long. Its product is annotated as E3 ubiquitin-protein ligase RNF19A. Gene Ontology annotation, cellular component: ubiquitin ligase complex; cytoplasm. The coding region runs from base 1 to 1902 and encodes 633 amino acids. The record is from RefSeq and is a predicted model, not a curated record. The transcript has 9 exons. Gene Ontology annotation, molecular function: zinc ion binding; ubiquitin conjugating enzyme binding; ubiquitin protein ligase activity. Lineage: Eukaryota; Metazoa; Platyhelminthes; Cestoda; Cyclophyllidea; Taeniidae. Gene Ontology annotation, biological process: positive regulation of proteasomal ubiquitin-dependent protein catabolic process; ubiquitin-dependent protein catabolic process; protein polyubiquitination.
AUGGAGGUUAUAAACAAUUUACUUGCUGGUAAUCAACGUAAGCCGCGCACCGACACAUCGGUGAUUUCUAGUAGUUCAGGCAGCAUUCGAUAUAAAUGGCCACAUCGGCGUAGGCGCACGAAGGUCCAAAAGAGUGCGGAAGUAGAAUCCGUGCCAGCAGCAGCAGCAGCAAUAUCGGAAGUCGGCUCGGACACGGCGUCGGUCGUGUUAUACCCGGGUUUGCUGCGAGUGCCUGCGGACGAUUCCUGUGUUGUCUGCGCCAAUGACGUGGAUAGCCUCUACGCGCUGCAAAAGUGCGGCCACCGGGCCUGCCUCGAUUGCUGGCGCGCCUUCGUGGCCUCCCAAGUAUCCUCCUUUGCCAUGGCCCAUAUUACCUGCAUAGCCUGUAACUGUCGGCUGUCAAGAGCUCUCACUCUUCAGCUCCUCAGACCUCCUCAUCAGUCUCACUCCGAAACCUCAUUUACUCAGAACGCCUAUGUCGCCUUUUCGGCCGGGCAGCAGGCAUCUGCGGCAAAGUUGUACCAGCGAUAUGAAGACUUUCUUCUUCAUCAAUACCUCAUACACGAUAAAAGGACGCGUUGGUGUCCCCGUGGUUGUGGAUACGCAGUGCUUGCGAGCCACAAAUUUCGAGCCUGUCCCCGAAUUGAAUGCAGUAACUCUGACUGCCCGAAUGCGGCCUUCUGCUACAAGUGCCGAGGGCCCUGGAGCACUGAUGGUUGUGAUCACAUCUGUCAUAAGCCAAAUACUGCCGCUUCUACAUCUGUUGGAGGUGGGACCGAAGGCACCAAUAACCUCAUCGACAACCAUCGAUCUCUGCUCUCACGACUCCAACAACUGUUCCGCCUCUCUGGUGCCGUUGCAGCCCCUAUGGACGCCGCAGUAGUGGUGACAGUAGCGGGUGGAGGUGCUCAACCAAAAACGGAAGCGGAUACAAGUGGUGAUUCCAAGGAGGGUUCAGGGAGUCAGGUUCGACGUCUCUCGGAACGGCGCUUCUCCACGCCCGCUAUACCGGUCCAGGCUGCUGAUGCUAUUGGUGUGAACACCGACGAUGAAGAUGAUAAUGGGCCAGUGGAUCAAGACAUUCUCGAGGCAGAGGAGAAAACAAACCCCUACUUAAAGUACUACCGAUCUGACGUAGAUAUAUCGAAGGUCGAACUGGAACUCCCCGAUAAUUUAAACGGUCAAGUAAAAGCGUGUCCUCGGUGUAAAACCUUGCUGCUGAAACUCGAUGAUGGAUCGUGCAAUCACAUGAGCUGUUUCAUCUGCGGUUGUGAAUUCUGUUGGCUUUGUCUUCGUGAGGUUCGAGACACCCACUUUCUUAGUCCCACAGGCUGCACCUUUUGGGGCCGUAAGCGAUGGCCUUUCCGUCGACGAAUUUGCGCAAUGCUGUUGGCCGCCUUCGGUACUCCCUUCAUCCUCGCCAUAGUAACCGCACUCGCUAUGCCCGGCAUAGCAAUCGGCUUUCCUGCCUACCUUGUUUACAAGGUGGGUCAAAAUGUAAAGGGUAGAAAAUGGAAACGUCUUCUUCUCAAAACUUUGUCUUUCUUCGGAGGUCUCUUGGUUUCCCCAAUAAUUGCAGGACUGGUGGCUCUCUUCGGUAUUCCCCUGGUGCUGAUCUACGUCUACAUCUUCAUGCCUAUCACCCUCUUCUCCGAACUGAAAGUGCGCCUCAGUACGGACUCGACGAAUGCCCCGGACGUUGACCCAGAGGUAGGGUUCAAGAUCAACUGGGAUCGCGUAGGCGAGUCCGCCUCUACCUCCUCCUCUACUGUCACUGCUUCCGUCGAUACCUCGGCACCGGACGACAGUCCCAAGACGACAAAGGCCUCCAAACAUGCCCAAGCACGGUCCACAAAGUCCCUUGAAGUGCUCCACGAGAGAGCGGCGGAGUUUGAUCCGUGA